Molecule: messenger RNA, 1461 nt
Organism: Colletotrichum spaethianum
Lineage: Eukaryota; Fungi; Ascomycota; Sordariomycetes; Glomerellales; Glomerellaceae
Exons: 1
Coding region: 1-1461 (486 amino acids)
Source: RefSeq, a predicted model, not a curated record
AUGGCGUUUUGGGUGGUUGGCGGGGAGGCAAGGCCAUUGUCCCAGGGCGAGGGCUAUGCCUUCAGUCCCGACCUCUAUGUUGUGGGUGGCAAAAGGAGGAUUGGUCACCCUGAUGAGAAUGGUUUCUACGACUAUCCCUACGCACACGACGACAUGCCUCCACACAAGAAAGCCCGGAUAUCGCACAUCCCCUCCGAAGCGCAACCUAACCGUUCGCCACGGGGUUCGGUACCCGUUCAGAACCUGUCUUUCUUGGUCAUCCGAGAGCAAGCAUCACCAUCACCUGAUCCAACCGACGCCGAUGUCAGCUCAUCGCAAAUGGAGCGAACCGCCUCCGGCCUCUCCAUUUCUUCGGAUACGAACAUCUACAGCGCCGAAAAUGACGACGAUUUGAGGCUCUUGGACGAUGAUGCCGCGGCCAGACUUGUUGAGGCCCGACUGCACCUUGGCCGGCGACGUACGAAGGACACUCAGCAUGAGAGAAUCCUGAGGUCUCUCAUCCGGCCACGGUCUCGGGAUGCCGAGUUCUCCAUUGACAACGCUGCUUUGGAGAGCAUCUUUUCUGCCGCAAAUGAAAUCUUCUUCCACAACAGCUUAUCGCAGCGUGUCACAUGGGACUGGUCUCAUGCAUCUAGUGCUCAGUACAAAGACCACAUCAUUGGCACUACGGCUCUUCGACGUUCCAAGAUGGGAGGCUUUGAGACCCUCAUCGUCCUAUCCAACCCAAUCCUCAAGAACAAGAACUACAACCGACGACUUCUCAUUUCUACCUUUUUGCAUGAGCUCAUUCACAGCUACCUCUUUAUCAAAUGCGGUGUCAAGGCUCGCGAAUGCGGCGGUCACACGGCAGGGUUUCGAAGGAUCGCAGAGCUCAUUGAUCUCUGGGCUGGUUCCGAUAACUUACACCUCCAGAACAUGGAAGCUGACCUGGAUCACUUUCGGGAGGAUGAAGAGUGCUUCCCGGCUAACGACAUGAGCUCCUUGAACGCGCCGUUCAGAGCCGUGUUUCCCGAGGUUCAAGAAUACCUCAUCCCCAAUCAUCAUACACACUACGACCACCAACAUUAUGAGAGGUCUCGAUAUCGAUCCCAAGACCGAUGGGAUUAUUGCAUCAAUGACCACCGUGGGUACUUCCCGGUCAGUCGGGGCAGCAGUCCUACCUCCACAAUCCCCACGACGACUGAGGGGGAUUUCGAAGAAGUGGAUCCUCUGGAAGAAGGCGAGAUCCGCGAGCCACGUGGCCGACGCUUAUGCCCGGACGACUAUGUGCCCAGCAGGCAAGUGUCGAGCCAUCGCGAACGAUAUUAUGAGUCACACGACAGGCCCAUCUCAUACGACGGGCGAUGGGCCUGUCCCGACGACCGGAGGGGAAUCGUCGCCCUAGCUUACGGCAACACCCCAAACUCGGUUGUCCCGUCAUACGUUAGGGGAUGUCGAGACGCAUCUCCUACCUGUGUAUAG